Molecule: messenger RNA, 1545 nt
Organism: Juglans regia (Persian walnut)
Lineage: Eukaryota; Viridiplantae; Streptophyta; Magnoliopsida; Fagales; Juglandaceae
Exons: 9
Coding region: 429-1301 (290 amino acids)
Source: RefSeq, a predicted model, not a curated record
GCAGUGGGAUUCCAUUUCAAAAGGUCUCCUUCUCGUUGCUGGCUCUUUCUUUCCACUUCCCUUGUGAUAAGAUAACGAAGUCCUGAUAAGCCAUACCGAAGACUACUUUUGAACAAAAACAAAUCUGAAAACUGAAAAUGAAAAACCAUUGCGUUCUCUUUCGGUGAUUCGCUCUGAAAACAAAGACCUUCAGAACUUUCGCCUUUCCGCCAAAGUAUGAAAUCUCUUUUACCCUGGAACUCUGUUUUUUUCCUUCACUUUUAUGUUUUUGUCUGUGGGUUCAGUGACUCUUUUUGUAGCAGAUCUUGGAUAUUCAUCGGCAUUUGGCACUGAUACUAGGAAUCCGAAGGUUCAGCUGAAAAAAGGUGUCAAGGCAUGUAACAUAUGAGCCAUGCAGUGACCAACAAAAUAAUUCACCUGAGGCUUCUAUGGUGGACUCUGGUUCAGCAUCCAUUUCAAGAAACAUGAGCAGAAGAGUUAUAUGCGAAGAAAUUGAUUUCGUUUGCGGCUUUAUUCAAAGGUGCUUGCAGUUGUAUAUGAACAAAAAUGAGGUGGUGGAAACCCUUCUGUGCGUUGCAAAUAUUGAACCUGGCUUCACUACCUUGGUAUGGCAGAGGCUUGAAGAAGAAAAUGCAGAAUUUUUCAAGUCUUACUACGUAAGGGUAAAGCUGAACAAACAAAUCCAAUUGCUCAAUGAUUUACUCGAGAAGCAGUCCGAACUAAUGAACAGUUCUUCACCUCAGAAGGUUCCAUUGCCUUCUAUGCAGAGUGGGAUUCAUUGCAUGCCGGUUAAUAAUCCACCUCUGGGGUAUCCAAUUCUGCAGCAGCCUUCAAUUCCAUUUAUGAGUCAAUCCCCAAGUUAUUUUGUGGACCGUAUGCCCAGCUGUCAGGCAGUACAAACGAUCCCUUCACCAGGCAAUUUCAACCCUACACAAAUAAAUUCUUGGGCAUACUGUGCUGCCGAUACAGUACCUUCCAUUCCUACUUGUUCUUCCAUGUUGGAGAAUCAUUCAAGUUCUGCAUUAAUGGCAUCCUGUGGCCAAGUUCCCUUCACUUUAUCAGCGAUGGCAGGACUUGGAAUGGAAACACCAGCACUUAACGCUACAAAUAAUCUUCAUGUGGAAAAUGUAGAAGGGUUGCAACUUGGCUCUGAUGGUCAAACUGGACCACCCAAGGAACUUCAAUCAUUAAUGCAGAUUUCUUGGAAUUCAAGCGUCUCAGAUAUAGCUGCGGGGUGGCAAAACUUACAAGAUGUUGGAACACCAGGCAACUUAUUCGGGCGGCACCAUUUUACCUUUUGAUGCAGAUGGGUUGCUGGAAUCUGCAGAGCAAAAAUCCUUGGGUGAGAAUGAUGAGUAUGAGCAAGCAGAUCAGGCUUAGAUGAAGUAGUUGAUUUAGUUCCAGACUUAUUGAAUAAAUUAUUUUGGUGAAAGACAUUUUAUUUAGUUGUUGAAGUUUUUUUUAAUAUUAUUGGAGACAUGUUUUAUUAAAUAAAUAUUUAUUUUAUUAAAUUAUGAAAUGUCUUGCCUGGCUAUUUUAUGAAAA